GGCAUAUGAUUUUCGAAAUCAUUUUGGCUAUGUAUGUGCUCUACAGGAACUAUACCGAAGGAUUGAAGCUCCAGCUUUUAAUUAUCCGGCUGCAAUGAAAGCAAGAAGAUUAGUCAAUGGUCUCCUACCUGAAUUACAUUUAAUGGUGAAACGCAGUUUGACAACGCGCAACAUAUAA
Molecule: messenger RNA, 178 nt
Organism: Funneliformis caledonium
Lineage: Eukaryota; Fungi; Glomeromycota; Glomeromycetes; Glomerales; Glomeraceae
Source: the annotation of a GenBank genome assembly